Heterobasidion irregulare TC 32-1 is the source of this 3297-nucleotide messenger RNA. RefSeq lists its product as uncharacterized. Gene Ontology annotation, cellular component: division septum. The coding region runs from base 1 to 2964 and encodes 987 amino acids. The transcript is spliced from 12 exons. The record is from RefSeq and is a predicted model, not a curated record. Gene Ontology annotation, biological process: division septum assembly. NCBI's taxonomy places the organism in Eukaryota, Fungi, Basidiomycota, Agaricomycetes, Russulales, Bondarzewiaceae.
AUGUCUCAAGCCAAAUUAACACUCAGACCACCGCCAAACGUCGAGUUCGUCCAAGGCUAUCCUGGCAUCCCUCCCGGCGCACCCGACCGCCCCCAAGCUGCCGUUAAGGGCGCUAUCGAGGUGCGGCUGGGACCGCAGGGCGUCAAGGCAAAAUACGUCCGCAUCGAGCUGCGCAAGGUCGAGACCUUGCCUGGCGGCGGCCAACAGAACACCUUCGUCGACUACGUCGGACAGAGCCCCAUUAAUUUGUGGCAGUCGAGCGAGGAGUUCAGCACGUUGCAUGCGCAAGACAUUCCUUUCUAUAUCCGAAUACCAGAAUCCAUCGCGCCCAGCCUCGCGCUCGAGAAGGGAGCGGGUGUGAAGUAUGAGCUAGUGGGACAGGUCUGUGUUCAGGGUAAAACGAGCUUCUUCCGUCGCAGCAAACCCAUCGUCCUCUCUACAUCGGCGUCCAUCAUCAUCGACAAGCACGAGCUGCAUUCCACCUGGCCGGUCUAUCAGCAACCGGAAUCACGCCAUCUCACACAGGACGCGGUCGUUCUCACCGUCGACCGCUCGCAGAACUGCUACGGCCCGGGCGAUCGCGUGUCCGUGACGGCCACGGUCAGGUCUGACAGCCUCCACACCGUCAUCCUGCGCGGGUUCGAGUUCACGCUGAAGGAAACGACGAUAUUCCGCGCGGGGCCGCACUCGACGAGCAAGAAGGGCGCGCCGCAGGUGAAGAUUAACAUCAUUGGGGAGCAGAAGGUCCCUGUGAAUCAGACGCUGUAUGGCGGAACGGCACACAAGACGGAGCUCGCGUGCACGAUCCCUACAUCGCACACGACGACCACGCUCACUUCGGCGAGACACAUUGAUAUCACCUACAUCUUGGGGGUCAAGGCCCUGAUGGGCACAGGCAAACCUCUGAUCAUGGAGUUGCCCGUUAUCGUGUCCAAUUGGCCCAGAUAUGUUUCCGCCGAAGCGAUCAGACGAAUCGGCAACGCACCGAUCCCUACACCCCUGCCGGCCCUGCAAGCGCCGUGCAAUCACACACCAUCGCCGAGCGCAUCUCCUCGCACCAUGCCCAACAUGAACGGCGCGGUGACGACCUCCAUUGGCCGUGUCGACGAAUUCGGCUUCGUGCGCCCGAGCUCAUCGGGUGGGCCUGCACGCCCGACGACGACUAGCACGACGCAGCGCCCGAGCACAGCAGGGAGCGAUGCGCGCCCAGGUGCCGACUCGGACUUUGGCGUGCUCACAGGCGCGGGGUCGGGAGCGGUUGUGACGCCGACCGUGGGCCGGAGGUCGCGCGCGGGUACACUGCAGACAAACCGGUUUACGAUCGUCAAUGCAGCCGAGAACGAGAUCCCGGAGGAGGAAGAGAGCACGGGGACAGGGCAGUCGCAGCCGCAGUCGCAAUCGCAGCCGCAGUCGGCAGCGGCGAAGCCGUGGCUCUCGGCGGAAGAAGAAAAGGCGGCGCUGUACCAGCGGGCGGUGGCGAACGUCGAGCGGGUGCAGGGCGGGAUUGAUCGUAUGCCCAGUGUGCAGUCUGUUGGUAUUGCGUCGUCGUCGCCCGUCACCCCGCCUGCUCAACGUUCGGUCUCAGCAAAGGCGACGUACUGGCCCACAGCCGAGGAGGAAAAAGUGCGACUCUUCAACCAGGCGCAGAGCAAGGCAUCGAUCACGCAGGGCUUCGCCUCGCCAGAAGCCUCGCCUCCCGCGAGCCAGCAAUCGCAUGCUCGGACGGACUCGAAGGACUCGGGGCGGAAUGUACAGCGGAACCAGUACACCGGGACGCAGCCGUCGCUCUCUGCGGGCGCGGCGCUCUAUUCGGCGGCAAUGUCAUCGGUGAACAAACACCUGCCCGCACAACAGGCGAGCUGGUCCACUCCCAAGCAGUCACCCCCAGCAUCACGUUCACAAGGCCAAACACAUGCGCCUCCAGCGCCCGCCGCCGGGCCCGCGCGCUACCUCUCUGCGGAGGAAGAAAAAGAUGUCCUCCGGCGGUAUCACGACGCGCGGAAUGCGGUCGCGCGCCAUCAGGAAGUGAACUUUGGCCUUGUGGACGGCGCGAUGGAGUCGUCGUCCAGCCAGAUACCCGCCCACGACCCAAACCUUUCACGCUCGUAUUCAAUCACUUCUGCUCAGGCCCCCGUUGGCGAUGAUCUGCCGCCGCCGUGGGUUCCUAGCACCGAGUUUCCACAGAAUAGCAUGUCCGAAAAGGAGCGCUAUCGGCAGGCGUUCGAAGCGCGGGAGGCGGCCGCAGUCGCGGCGGCGGCAGUAUAUUCUGGGUCAUCGCCACCUCCACCACCGAGGCACGCAUCUCCCCCUCCUGCACCGGCUGGCCAACCUCUCUCCGCUGCGGCUGAGAAAGAGCUACUCCGACAACAAUAUUCGUCGCAAGACGCGGCAGCGGCAGCGGCCCCCGUCCCGUCCUCCCCACCACCUGCCUUCUAUUCCCCGCCACAAGCAUACGAGCUCCCAGCCCACCUGCGCUCCCGCCCAACGCCGGCACUUCCGGCGCCACCCAACAGCGGGAGCGCGCCCAAUCGCCCUUUGACCGCUGCGGAGGAGAAGGCGAUGUUGCGCGCUAGGUAUGAGGCGGAAGAGCGCGGCAACGGGGCGAGCAGUGCGGAUCCCAACCCUAGCUCGCAACCACCGCCCCCUGUGGUGUUUAGCCUGCCGCCGCCGAGCCCCGAGCCUGCGCCGACCCCGCCGCCGCUGAUGCCGCGUCCGCCAUCCGACUACAUUCAGGAGACGCAAGAUGAGGACGCGCGGUUGAUGGCGCUCGGAACGGAUUCGGUCGGUGGGCUCGACCUGGAUGUACUGGGGAGUGACGACACGUUCGGACUCAGGCUGCGCCCGGCGUCGCCGUUCACGCUGGGCGUCGGGUUCGACUCGCUCAACGGCAUGUCGAGCAUGAACGGGAGGGCGAUGGCCGACCCACCGCCAUUGCCGCCCAAGGUUCCUUUGACUGACUACUGAUUAUGAUACCCCCGCGAGCUCGCUCCAGACGUUCUUUUGAAAUCUGUUUCUGAUCUAUGUAGCAUGUCCUCUCUUGUCCCCUGAUGCGAUCUACCGCGCAGGCGUUCACUCAUCUCUGCCUAUAGCCUUCACCCUCGUUUGCUCCCGACGUUUUCUGUUCACCUAUCUAUUGGGGGUUUGUUUGUUACCGGUACAUUAUAGCGACGGGGUGCUGUUUUAAUCUGACACGUAUGGAGGUUGCUAUAUAUUUAUUGACUCGGCGUGUGGUCUUUCAUUAAUAUUUUUUUCUAUCUCCGGAUUUCGAUGAACGCAGUCCUGCGCCAUUUGCUGGUC